AUGACAUCACAAAUAAGUCUUGAUAGGGAUAACGGAGUUAUGUUUACUCGUGAGGGAACUAUUAUCCUCAAUGUGGGGGGAAUAAAGUAUGAGACCUAUCCCUCAACGUUGACUGCAUUCCCUGAUACUUUGCUUGGGACGAUGUUUCAAGAACGAAAUAGAGAAAUGCUACAUCCAAAGAAUGGUAAUGAAUUUUUUAUUGAUCGUAAUGGAUAUGCAUUUCGAUAUAUUCUUGAAUAUUACCGAAAUGGUAAGAUUUUAUGGAGCGACCGAGCAGAUAAAAAUCUCGUAGCAGUAACCCGUGAAGAACUUGAUCAAGAAAUAGAUUAUUUUCAAAUUCCAGUUAAAGAUAUUGCUGUUACUUCAGGGGAAUUGGCAGUAGCUUCCAAAGUUGAUGCAUUUGUAGCAGCCCUUAAAGAAGUGAUUCAUUUGGCCAUAGAUCAACUUCAAACUGAAAUUCAUAUGGCUAUAACUGAUUUCGGAACUAUUGAAGAAUUUGAUUGGUAUCCAGCACAAGGACAAAGUGAAAUAAUAGCAGAUAUUAUGAAACCAUUUAAUAUGGUUGGAUUUGUUAUAUUACAACACUUUGGGGAUGCCAUAGAAAGGCAUAUUAAAUCAGAAAUUCCAGAAUUCUCAUGGAGAUGUGAAUUUUAUAAUUGUAAACCAAGGAGAGGAUAUGGCGCAUUAAUGUCCCCGUAUCAAACCCAUAAUCAUAGUUUCUUGAAUAAUUCUUUCAAUAAUAACGGAUUUAAUGGUAUAAGUAGAAUGGUACAACCAAACAUGAUGACUUUUCAACAUAUAAUAAACGCGAAUAAUAAUACAUCCGCCGGUUCAUCAUGGCCCGUACUUGGCAGUGUAUUCAAUCAAAAUAACAACAAUAAUAAUCAGCAAUCCAACUUAAAUAAUGUUGCAGCGGAUGUAAAUGGUGUCACGAGAUUAUUUGGUAAUAACGUUAACGGAUUUAAUUCCAAUAGUGUAAGCCAAGCCGGUGGAGGUCAAGGAAUUAAUUUUGGUGCAAAUCAAUUAGGUGGAGUUCAAGCAAGCAAUUUUAGCUCAAAUCAAUUAGGUGGAGGUCAAGCAAAUAAUUUUGGUGCAUCUCAAACGCCAAUUGGAUUUGGUGCUAAUCAAGCGGAUGGAAAUGUACAACCAUUCGGAAGGAAUCCAAAUGGAAAUGGUCCAAAUUUCAACGGAAAUCAACCCGCGGUAGAUGGACAGCAAUUCGGGAAUACAACAAGUGUGAAUGGACAAGCACCCGGACCGCCACCUCCAUUCGGGGGAAAUCAAGCAACAGGUAACGGGCCGACCGUGAAUGGGCCUUCGCUUGGACACCCAUUCAUAGGUGGUGGAAAUCAAACAACAGGUAACGGAACUCCAUUUGGCUCCAAUCAAUUAACUGGAAAUGGCCCUUCGCUUACUUCACCGUUCGGUGAUGGUGGUAAUCAUUCAACAGGUAAUGGACCAUUCGUAGGUGGAUCGAAUAAUCAUUUCGGAAAUAUAUCACAAUUUGGAACAACAUUUAACGGAAAUCAGGCAAACAAUAGUGGGAACGGACAUUUUAGUGGUAAUCAACCUGGUUUUGGUUUUGGCACCACAUUUAUUAAUCAGACACAAGGAUAUGGUCCACAUACAAUAACUGGAUUUGCAGGAGGUUCAUCCAAUUUUUUUAAUGGAGUCCCUUUAGGAGUAACUUUUCGGACAAACAAUAAUUCUGUUACAUCUACUCAACCAUCAUCUAUGCAAGGUUUUUCUUACCCGACAACUCAAUCCAGUCUCUUUGGAAAUCAACAUACGGUAUCAUAUAAUAACGGCGGUCAAACUUAUGUACCACUUCAUGCAGGACAUCAUGCCUUUGCUCCAAUGGCAACUCACGAUAGUGAUGCACCCUCGAUGUUUCUUCGUCGAGCAGAAGGAAGGGCUCUAAAAUUGUUAAUCAGGUUAGAUUAUGAUUAUUCAGUGGCAAACAUAUUAUCAAAUACUUGUCUUGCUAAAUGA
Funneliformis mosseae is the source of this 1992-nucleotide messenger RNA. The record is from the annotation of a GenBank genome assembly. NCBI's taxonomy places the organism in Eukaryota, Fungi, Glomeromycota, Glomeromycetes, Glomerales, Glomeraceae.